Molecule: messenger RNA, 660 nt
Organism: Onychomys torridus (southern grasshopper mouse)
Lineage: Eukaryota; Metazoa; Chordata; Mammalia; Rodentia; Cricetidae
Gene: Clec5a
Product: C-type lectin domain containing 5A
Exons: 7
Coding region: 79-660 (193 amino acids)
Biological process (GO): innate immune response
Molecular function (GO): virus receptor activity
Source: RefSeq, a predicted model, not a curated record
UUGGCCUUUGAAAAAACUCCUAUCUGUAUGCCAGCCCAGACUUCCAGAGAGAGCUCAGGUUCCUAAAUCCCCAUCAUCAUGAACUGGAACAUGAUCAUCUCGGGGCUUGUUAUAGUAGUGAUCAAAGUUGUCGGAAUGACCUUAUUUCUGCUGUAUUUCCCACAGGUUUUUGACAAAAGUAAUGAUGGCUUCAUCCCCACGGAGAGCUACGGAACCACUAAUGUGCAGAAUGUCUCACAAAUCUUUGGGGAAAAUAAUGAAAGUGCCAUGCCUACAAGGAGCUAUGAGACAGUCACGCCAAUCUGUCCCAAAGACUGGGAUUUUCAUCAAGGGAGAUGCUUCUUCUUCUCCACUUCUGAAUCAUCUUGGGAAAACAGCAGGGAUGACUGUGCAUCAAAAGGAUCAACACUGGCAAUUGCCAACACACCAGAGACACUGAAGUAUCUUCAGGGCAUAGCUGCUGCGGAGAAGUACUUUGUUGGUUUGAGACGUCAGUCUGGAGAAAGAAAGUGGCGCUGGAUCAACAACUCUGCCUUCAAUGGCAAUGUCACGAAUGAGAAUCAGAACUUCCACUGUGUCACUAUAGGCCUGACAAAGACAUUUGAUGCUGCAUCAUGUGACAUCAGCUAUCGCUGGAUCUGUGAGAAGACUCCCAAAUGA